CCAUCCCCCGAUCUCCUCCGCCCAAUUUGUCUUUAUUUUGUUCCUUGACGUCGUGAAGAAGAAAAGAAAAAAAGACGUACAUAGUUUGAACGUGACGUUACGCGUUUUGCAUGUCCCAUUGCCCUAUACUCCAAGCUCCUAUCGUUCGGAGCUGUUCACCUUCUACAAACUUCACCGAAAGGUCGUAAUAGCUCAGACCAGGCACGCAUUGUUGCAUUCAUGCAGCGAGAUCUAUGAUAGACCUAACGCCUGCUAUUCUUGAAUAAUCUCGCCAUGGAGAGCCCAAACGGCGCUGCUUCAGCAGCUUCGCCUCCCAAAGGAUCGCCGCCGCCUACACCGAAAGAAGCUCCUAAACGGCCAGAACCUGAGCCAGAAUCCAAUUCAUCUCAACCCCGUAAACGUCAGAAGAGACGCCAGUCUUCUGCAAAGGUGGAAUCCCCAAAGCCCGUAGUGGACGAGCCUAGUCCGAAACCUCCAAGCCAAAGCCCUGUUCCAUCAAAAACAACGCCCGUGCCAUCAUCGACUCCCAAGCCGCCGCCAGGACCGACUGGCGUUAUUCGGAAUUUUAUUGGCAACCAGUUCAUCGCGUCAAAGACGCGCAGCUGGAGCCCUGCUUUUGACCCGUCAACUCAAAAGUUACUCACGCGAGUUCCUGAAUCCACGCAAAACGAGGUGCACGAGGCUGUUGCAAGUGCAGAACGAGCUCAAUUAUCAUGGCGCAGACUGCCUCUCACGAAGAGGCGAGAACAUUUGUACCGUCUCACCGAAAUAUUUCGAGUCAAUCGAGCUAAGCUGGCCCAAACAAUCUCACUUGAUACGGGAAAGACCCUUGAAGAUGCUUCUUCAGAAGUCUCGCGGUCUAUCAAUAUGUGCGAAGCGGCGCAUUCGGUCACGAGCGUCAUCUUAGGUUACCAUUUCUACAACGAGUCGACCGCAACCGAUACGAUCAACGAGCCUCUGGGCGUGUGUAUGGCCGUCACACCCUUUACCUUUCCACUGAUGAUCCCCAUGUGGUUCAUCCCAUUCGCACUAGCUACGGGCAACACGAUGGUGCUCAAACCUUCUGAGCAAACGCCCAUGGCAACCACUCUCUUGGCCGAGAUGAUUAUUGAAGCAGGCUUUCCGCCCGGUGUCUUAAACAUUGUGCACGGUGGGCCCACCGUUGUCGAUCAAUUACUGGCGGAGCCAGCGAUCAAAGCCGUUUCUUUUGUGGGUUCCGACCAGGCCGGCCGACACGUUUACGACAUUGCCGUGGCAAGUCGAAAACGUAUUCAGGCAAACUGCGCCGCCAAAAACCAUGGUGUUAUUCUCCCUGACGCCAGCAAAUGGCAGACAUUAUACGGUUUGGCCGGAAGUGCCUUUGGCGCAGCCGGCCAACGUUGCAUGGGAAUAAGUGUAGCUGUUUUUGUUGGAUCUAGUAUUGACUGGCUACCGGAGCUUGUGCAGAUUGCGCAACGCCUGAAAGUAGGUCCCGGAUACGAACCGGGCAUUGACAUAGGACCGCUGAUUAGUCCAGCGGCCAAGGCAAAAGUUGAACAAGCAAUACAGACCGCUAUUGACGACGGAGCGACGUUGCUGCUUGAUGGCAGAGGAUUAGAACUUGAGGCUUUUCCGGAUGGGAAUUUCCUUGGGCCCACCAUUCUAAGCAAUGUUCAGACAUAUAUGCCAUGCUACCAAGAGGAGAUCUUCGGCCCAGUGUUGGUCUGCCUCCAUGUGGAUACACUGGAAGAGGCCAUUGAAAUGGUCAAUGAUAAUCGAUACGGUAACGGCGCAUCAAUAUUCACCAGCAGUGCGACAAAAGCACAGCAAUUCCAGCGAGAUGUCAAUGUCGGACGAAUAGGGAUCAAUGUUCCUCUGCUGGCUACGUCAGGUCAAGUUUCCAACAGCAGUAAUAAAGAUUCUUUUCUUGGAGAAAUCAAUUUCCACGGCUUCAAAGGAUACGACUUUUAUACAUCUAUCAAAACAGUAUCGUCUAUCUGGCGAGAAGAUCCGCCAAGUCUUUGACCGCGCAACUUCACCUUGAUACUCUCUGGUGGACCGCAAAUUAUUUUUUUACUAUUCAACCUAUCAUCUGAGGUUUUAUGGUUCACUAUCAUGUGAGCAUAGCCUCUGCACCCGUGCAUGCUUUUGCGCACGGGAUUCCAGUCGGGCAAUUCUUUUUUUGGGAAGCAAAAUCGGAGUUGGAGUUCAUUGCAAAAAGGUUACCAAAGGGAGGCAUUGUUAUCAUUUCCUCCCCUCUGCUCACUAAAAGCGAGGUAUCUUUUCUUUUGACGGAGUUAUCGUGGACUAUAUCGCCAUGCUGUCGCAUAUCAAUUUUUCUAGGCUACUUUCUUACUUCGCUCAAUUCUGGACUCUGGCUUUUGGACAUUUGAUUCAUUUCUAUGCCUCUAUCAAGGUCUACGUAAAUGCAUAAAAGGCGAUAGUAAAUAAUAUAUACAAGAAGGGAAAU
Molecule: messenger RNA, 2449 nt
Organism: Xylona heveae TC161
Lineage: Eukaryota; Fungi; Ascomycota; Xylonomycetes; Xylonales; Xylonaceae
Product: methylmalonate-semialdehyde dehydrogenase
Exons: 7
Coding region: 274-2004 (576 amino acids)
Biological process (GO): L-valine catabolic process; thymine catabolic process
Cellular component (GO): mitochondrion
Molecular function (GO): malonate-semialdehyde dehydrogenase (acetylating, [NAD(P)+]) activity; methylmalonate-semialdehyde dehydrogenase (acylating, NAD+) activity
Source: RefSeq, a predicted model, not a curated record